UGUUGAAUUUUGAUUUUUGCACUCCCCGCUUGCGAGCAAAGAAAACGGUUGUUCGCGAAAUAAAACGGUCAGGCGUCGACAGCUUGUUAUAAACAGUAGGCGCGAAAUAGAAAUAAAAACAGAUUAUUCUCAAUACAAUUGAAUGAAAAUAAAAGAUACAUUAGUGGGAGUCCUAGUUAACGGUAUUUUCUUGUAAAGUAACAUGGAGUCAAAAAUACCCAAACCAUCGUUUUUGAAGAAGCCUACGGGAAUGGCCAGUUUGCCUGGUAAUGCUCGAUUGCCUUUGACAGAAUUGCAAAAUGCACCGAUGGAAUUGGAUUUUCAUGGGAAACGUGUUGCUUCUCCAGAACUUGUGAAUGUGGCUAUACUGAAUCGACACAAAUUGCGUCGGAGCCGCUCAGCCACCGAUCUCAGUAGGCCUAAUUUUCACAGGCAAAAGUUUGUGCCUAAUUUGGAAUCAAUUCCUUCCACAAAGACAAAUUUCAAUCAGGCGAGCAUUUCUCAAAUGGUGAAAAAUAAUUUAGUGAAACAGGUGCAAAAAUCCACGAACCUACGAAGGAGCCUUUCGACGGGCGACAUCCGGAAAGAAUCUACUGCGAAUUCCAGUACCAGUUCCAAUCCAGCACAGCUCAAACGACAACUGACAGCGACUAGCAAUAUUAUACCACAGAAAACUUCUAAGUCGAGCGGAGGAACAACUGCUACUGGCAAAGUAUUUGGAACAACAAAACACAUUUCUGCCCCGGUUGCUGCUAAAAAACCAGUUAUGAAAAUCAAACCCAAAGCCGUCGUAACAAAAUCAUCGAUAGCAAACUCUAGUGUUUCCAGCGAAAAAUCUACAUCCUCUAGUGGGGGAGCUGCAAAAAAAAUCAUCAACAAAAGAAUCCCGCCGUAUGAUUACAAGGCGCGCUUCGCCGAUCUCACAGAAAAACAUCAAGUUCUUAAAGAAAAAUAUGAGAAUCUUCGACAGGCCAAUGCCGACUUGGAGUCGCUUCCUCAAAAGUACGAAGAGUGCCUCAACCAGUUAAAUAAACUCAAAGAAGAGCACUCGUGUCUACAAGAGGAUCAUCGGUCUGCGAUGCUUGACAAUAGUAAUCUCAAGGUGAAAAAUUCUGCACUGACCGCCAGUCUUAGUGAAAUCGAGGCUGAGUUACGUUUACUUAAAAAGCAAUACACGGAGGCUGAUAACGAACGGUUACAGUUGCGUGAACUCGUUAAGGCUCUUCAGGAGAAAUCCUCCAGUCUGGAACAACGCAAUGCUUCUCUGCUUCAAGAUAACGAAAAGAAAGCCGAAAUGCUUUUUAAGGCAAACCUCGAGAGGAAAGAUCUGCACAAUGCUGUCAUGGAUUUACGUGGUAACAUUCGCGUCUUCUGUCGUGUCCGUCCUCCUCUUGAGUCAGAAUUGGACCGACUGCAAUGUGGAUGGAAAUAUCUGGAUGAGCAAUCGGUGGAAAUUUAUGCAGCGGAUGCCAACAGCAAGCGAAUGGAGUUCAGCUUCGAUCACGUUUUUCACUCGAAAACAAGACAAGAAGAUAUCUAUGAAAAUGUGGCCCCUCUGAUACAAUCCGCGCUUGAUGGGUACAAUGUGUGCAUUUUCGCUUAUGGUCAAACCGGAAGUGGUAAAACUUACACGAUGGAUGGCGUGGCUGAAAACAUUGGUGUUAUUCCGCGGACAGUGGAUCUUAUUUUUAAUUCUAUCGAUGAUUACAAGCGGCUGGGCUGGAACUAUGAGAUCCGAGUCACCUUCUUAGAAAUCUACAAUGAAAUUUUGUACGAUUUGCUAGACUCCUCGGGGACAACAAAGGAGUUGGAAAUUCGCAUGGCUAAUGCAAAAAACAAAACCGAGGUGUAUGUUUCGAACAUAAUCGAAGAGACGGUAGAAUCGAAGGACCAAUUGCGCUUACUGAUGGAUAUCGCGAAAUCUAACCGAGCUACGGCGGCCACCGCUGGGAACGAGCGUUCGUCGCGAUCACAUGCAGUCACCAAAAUUCAGCUCAUCGGGACGCAUCAAGAGAAAAGCGAGAUCAGCGUGGGCUCAAUCAAUUUGGUCGACUUAGCGGGUUCGGAAAGCCCGAAAACGAGCACUCGAAUGGAUGAGACGAAGAACAUCAAUCGAUCACUCAGUGAACUGAGCAACGUGAUUCUAGCCUUGGUCCAGAAGAACGAACACAUCCCGUAUCGGAAUUCAAAGCUCACACAUCUGCUAAUGCCCAGUCUGGGUGGAAAUUCGAAAACACUUAUGUUUGUAAAUGUUUCCCCCUUCCAGGACUGUUUCAACGAAACGAUAAAAUCCCUACGGUUCGCUUCACAGGUGAACUCAUGCAAGCUCCAGAAAGUGCGUAAGAACAAGAUUCUGAACAAUUCUAAUCUAUUUUAAAAGCAAUAUGCAAUGUUUUCAUCCAGCGGUUCGAGGCAUUUUCAUGAUAUAUUAUUGUUUGAGUUUUAAGAUAAAUUUAUGUAUCCUUAAGUUAUUCAAACCACAUUAUCUUCUGACUUUGUAGCGAAACCAAAAUUGCAAGACUCGUUUAAAUCGUUUAAUAAACAUGUGUUAUGUAUA
Messenger RNA from Toxorhynchites rutilus septentrionalis, 2557 nucleotides. Its product is annotated as protein claret segregational. The transcript has 3 exons. Gene Ontology annotation, molecular function: ATP binding; microtubule motor activity; microtubule binding. NCBI's taxonomy places the organism in Eukaryota, Metazoa, Arthropoda, Insecta, Diptera, Culicidae. The record is from RefSeq and is a predicted model, not a curated record. Bases 203 to 2377 code for a protein of 724 amino acids. Gene Ontology annotation, biological process: microtubule-based movement.